Molecule: messenger RNA, 748 nt
Organism: Salvia splendens (bonfire salvia)
Lineage: Eukaryota; Viridiplantae; Streptophyta; Magnoliopsida; Lamiales; Lamiaceae
Exons: 2
Coding region: 194-643 (149 amino acids)
Molecular function (GO): zinc ion binding
Source: RefSeq, a predicted model, not a curated record
UCGUUGGGUUUAGGGGUCGAUUUAGGUUUCCAAUUUAGGUUUGCGAUUUAGGGUUUAAUUUCGAGUAUGAGAUUUUGUGGUGCCCGAAUUGUGCAGUUGGCAACCUGCAAUUUAGCGAUUUCCCGUGUGCAAUUGGCAAUGGGUAUUUAGGGUUCAUGACUGUUAAUAUGAGUUUUGAUUGUUCAAAUGCAGGAUGUCGAGUUCUUCCCAGCAUUCGAGCAGAACGUGGCCGAGGUUUGAGGCAGUGGUCUGUGAUCACGGUCUUGAAGCUGAUGUGGUGACAUCCAAUACGAAUGCCAAUCCCGGACGACGCUUCUAUCGUUGCCAAGUCUGGAAGGAGGACGACUGUAAAUUCUUUCGUUGGAUUGAUCCAUCAUUGUCACCGAAUCAAGAGUAUUUUUUCAAAAAACUGAAGCUUGAUAGGGACAACGUGCAAAGAGCAUUGAGAGAUAGGGUUGCUAAGCAGGAUGCACUCGACGAGAGCGUCUGUUCGAAAAUCGUUGAAGUUGAAGCACUCCAAGGUGUUGUCGGACAGUUGCAGCGUCAAAACCGGAACUUGAAGGUGUCAUUUGCAUGUUAUGUAUCGUCUUGUGGAUCUUGUUGUAGCUUAGCUAACAUAACUUCGGAUCUUGUUGUAGCUUAGCUAACAUAACUUCUAUGUAAUGAUCUAUGCAUGUUGAACUCCAAUGUAAUACACUCCUAUGUAGUGAAUUUUCCUCUAUGAAUGCAUUGAGUUUUGAGUUCAAAA